GACACUUUCUGUUGUAUCGCAUUUGAUGGAUUUUUAGUGUUUCAUUUCUUCCAUUUAUGUUACUUCAUUAAGUAUCGUACAGCUAUUUCUUUUUCUUACUUUCUCCUUGCUGUGCGCUGACAGAUUAGUUGAAACUCGCGCCAUCCGUGCUUUGACUUGUAGGUAGAGAAAAGGGAGGAAGCAGGGGAACUCCGAAUUGUUUUGACUCAGAGCAAGACCUCAAAUCAUCCCAAUGCCGCAAGGAUUGGGUUGCUGAAGAAUGGUAGUUUGAUGCCUAUCAAUCAUUUCCUCUUCGAAGGAUCCACGGGGUCUCGAAGGCCCUUCGUGGAAUUCGGCUGCGGAUUCGAGUUGUAGAAGUAGGGAUUGAAGUGUGGAGGUGAAGACAUGGAGUUUGACGGAGAUUCUGCUGAAGAAAAUGGGGAUGGAGUUGCUGCAUUGCGUAAGGAGACGAAGGAAAACUGCGAUGGUUGUUCCGCAAUCGGGGCCGAAUUUGCUCCCGAUCGAGAGUUUGCACGACAGAAUGGAGUGGAGGGCGAUCCUUCGUUUGUCUCUUCAAGUGAAGUCGAGAAAUUAGCAGGAAUAGGCUCAUGGCUCCCGAGUCUUGAGAACUGCAGAAUUGCUCGACUCAGCUUCAACGCUUAUAAGAAGCUGCCUUAUGGUGGUCAUAGCUUCUCCAUAUGCCGGUCGAAGUCCGAAAUAGAGGAAAGUCGAAAUUUUGAAUUGAGAUUGGACAAACUAUUGGAGACCGAAAAGAACAAGAUAAUUGAGCUUGUCAAAGUCCAAAAGGAUGGCACGGUGGAGGUUGAUGUUACCAAAAAUGAACCUAUGGCUUCUGAAUUACUAGAGUUUGAUGCUGCUGAUACACAACACAUUGGUGUUGGAGAGGGAGCAAUUGAAUUCCAUAAGUCAAUUCCACGGCUCAAGAUUGCAAUGCUAGUUGUUGGAACCAGAGGAGAUGUGCAGCCGUUUAUUGCUAUUGCUAGGCGUCUUCAGGAUUUUGGUCACAAGGUCAGGUUAGCAACUCAUGCUAACUUUAAAGCAUUUGUGGAAUCAGCUGACAUUGAUUUUUAUCCCUUGGGUGGUGAUGCACGAGUGCUUGCAGGAUAUAUGGCAAGAAAUAAAGGCUUUUUGCCAUCUGGACCAGCAGAUAUAGCACUUCAACGAAAGCAAAUACGAGCUAUUAUUGAUUCGCUUUUUCCAGCAUGCACAGAGCCUGAUCCUGAUUCUGGCUCUCCUUUUAGAGCCCAAGCAAUUAUUGCAAAUCCCCCUGCUUAUGGGCAUGUGCAUGUUGCCGAAGCUCUUGGAGUGCCAAUACAUAUCAUCUUCACCAUGCCAUGGACUCCAACACAGGAAUUUCCUCAUCCUUUGGCAAGGGUGCAUCAAACUGCUGGUUAUCGACUUUCAUACCUUGUUGUGGACUUGCUAAUAUGGUGGUUUAUAAGGGAUAUUGUAAAUGACUUCAGAAGAAGAAUGAAACUUUCACCCAUUGCAUACUUCAGUACAUACCAUGGAUCCAUUUCUCAUUUGCCAACUUCAUAUAUAUGGAGUCCACAUCUUGUGCCAAAACCAAAUGAUUGGGGCUCCCAAGUAGAUGUUUCUGGGUUCUGUUUCAUGAACCAUAGUCUCAACUAUCAGCCGCAGAAGGAGUUUCUGGAGUGGAUACUAUCUGGUGCAAAGCCCAUAUAUAUAGGUUUUGGUAGCAUGCCACUUGAAGAUGCUGAAAGGACAACAAGUAUCAUUCUUGAAGCACUAAAUUGUACAGGACAAAGAGGAAUAAUUGAUAGGGGAUGGGGUGGCCUUGGCAAGUUUCCAGAAAUAUCAGACAAUGUUUUUAUUCUUGAAGAGUGUCCACAUGAUUGGUUGUUCCCUCAAUGCUUUGCAGUGGUUCAUCAUGGAGGAGCAGGUACGACAGCCACGGGGCUGAAGGCAGGGUGCCCUACUACCGUCAUACCAUUUUUUGGUGAUCAAUUCUUUUGGGGUGACAGAGUACACGAAAAAGGUGUUGGUCCUGCACCAAUACCUAUUUCUGAACUCAGUGUAGAGAGAUUAUCAAAUGCAAUCAACUUUAUGCUUGAUCCUGAGGUGAAAAUACGAGCACUGGAAUUAGCAAAAGCUAUUGGAAGUGAAGAUGGUGUGGCUGAAGCAGUAAACUCCUUUCACCGUCAUUUACCUCCAGAAUUACCAUUGCCGGCUAUCGCCUCAGAAGAAACAGGAAACCCCGUUCAGUCAAUAAUUUUGACAAUGGAGAAAUGGUGGUACCUGCCCUGUAUCUCUUAGGUUUUUAUUCCUGAUAAAAAGGACUUGGUAAUAUUCUUUCAUUGUUUUUUGUCGUGCUCCUAUUUUUCCUAUAAUUUUUUAAUGUGGGGCAUGGCAUUAUAAAUAAGAAAAGAAGUACAAAAGCUAUCUUUCCCGCUCCAUUAAAGGAACUCCUAUUUUGAUUUGGUUCGUAUAAUGAUGUAACGCACGUGAAAAGUGGAUCAAGAAACAAUUAAUUUUGUUUCGGUAUCGUCUGUAUGUAUUCAGGUUAUCAUUGUAGAUAAGAUAUCUUCAUCAGUUCCUAAUCUUCAUUCA
Messenger RNA from Nymphaea colorata (pocket water lily), 2571 nucleotides. Its product is annotated as sterol 3-beta-glucosyltransferase UGT80B1-like. Lineage: Eukaryota; Viridiplantae; Streptophyta; Magnoliopsida; Nymphaeales; Nymphaeaceae. Gene Ontology annotation, biological process: carbohydrate metabolic process. Gene Ontology annotation, molecular function: UDP-glycosyltransferase activity; hexosyltransferase activity. The coding region runs from base 385 to 2277 and encodes 630 amino acids. The transcript is spliced from 14 exons. The record is from RefSeq and is a predicted model, not a curated record.